AUGCAGCAGCAGCAGGAGCAACAGCAGCAGGGAUUUCGCGCUCAGCGCCGCCGCAGCAGUGUUGAUGAGCUGCUCCCCAAGCAGUUGCUACCACUGCCAGAGUCUGCCCUUUAUGAGGCGGUAGCUACGGACGCGGCUGCUGCAGCCGCUGCUGCUGCAGCUGCGGUGGCUUCCGCAGCAGCCGCGAAGGGCCUAGAGGAAGAAGACGAGGAAGAGAUGAUGCAAAAAGCUGCAGAGGCGUAUUUGAUGGCGGUCCACCGGGAGGCGAAGGCGCUCCCCCAGUGCGUAGUCGCUGCUGAACCGGAUAGCUGCAGCGAGCGCGCGAUUCAAGAUGCUCCCGACGCAGCAGCUGGAGCAGCUGCUAGUUGCGCUGCUCCUGAACCUAACAGGAGAAGCGGCAGAAGAAGCGCGGGGUAUGUUCAGCGUUUGUUGCGCCUGCAGCAGCAGGAGACGGAGCAGCAACCGCCCGAACCACAGUGGGAAACCGAGGCUUUAGACUUUUUUCAUCGAAUUCGCGUAUGGAUGCUCGAGCAACAGCAGCAGCAGCAAGGCGGUCAGCAGGAACAACAGCAGCAGCAGCUGUGCAUGCGUUGCAAGGAGUGGACACAUGACGAGUGGCGCCUCUACUUGCGGCGGUUUCCCCCGACUCUUCCUCUACUGGUGCAUUGCGACACGCGUUGCUGCUGCCUGCUGCUGGAGCUGCUUCUACAGGAUCUCGACCUCCAGCUUCGUCAGCAUGCGCUGCGGAGACGCAGACCCCCUUCUGCUGCUGCUACAACAGCAGCAGCAGCAAUAGCAGCACCAGCUGAGGAUGCAGCCGAGUGUUGCCACGUGACCAAUAGUCCUACUUCGCUACCCCAACUCUUUUGGAUCUUUGCGGUCCUUACAAUCCUCGAUGACUUAGAGGCGCUACGGUGCGAAGUUUCCUAUGAGCUCCAGCAGCUGCGGAGGCGUUGCCUGCGGCUUCGCCGCAUUUUGUUGCAGCGUCUGGGCUGUACAGACACCCGAAACAAACAGCAGCAGCACCAAAUGCGCCGACUACAGCGGCCGGCGCCGUUUCUUACGAGUGUUUGCAGCACCAGCAGCACUUCGACUGCCACCACCACCACCGACCCCUCGAAGCAACAGCAGCAGCAGGAGGGAGGGUGGCAACACGACAGGGAGGAGCUGGCGCUGCGGCAACAGCUCGCGGCUGUCGAUGUGCUCUUGCUCGUUGUCAAGCAGUAUUUUGGGCAGAAGUGA
Cyclospora cayetanensis is the source of this 1242-nucleotide messenger RNA. RefSeq names its product mediator of RNA polymerase II transcription subunit 15-like. The record is from RefSeq and is a predicted model, not a curated record. The transcript is spliced from 2 exons. Gene Ontology annotation, biological process: spliceosomal snRNP assembly. NCBI's taxonomy places the organism in Eukaryota, Apicomplexa, Conoidasida, Eucoccidiorida, Eimeriidae. Bases 1 to 1242 code for a protein of 413 amino acids.